Messenger RNA from Exophiala dermatitidis NIH/UT8656, 1533 nucleotides. RefSeq lists its product as uncharacterized. The record is from RefSeq and is a predicted model, not a curated record. The coding region runs from base 1 to 1533 and encodes 510 amino acids. The transcript is spliced from 3 exons. NCBI's taxonomy places the organism in Eukaryota, Fungi, Ascomycota, Eurotiomycetes, Chaetothyriales, Herpotrichiellaceae.
AUGGCGUCUGAGGACGAGUCAUCGUCAUUAGACACGCGUCACGAUGAAGAGGAAUGGGAGGCUCAAAAGGAGAACUUCCGACGUUGCUACAUCGAUCAAAACAUGACAAAGAACGAUGCCGCCGAAUAUAUGAAGAAACACUUCAAUUUCGACGCCACGCCGCGGCAAUGGGAGCGCAAGAUAAAGCAGUGGGAAUUCAAAAAGUACUCGAGUCGCGAUGAAAGGUUGCAACAAAUAGCUCAGACAGGUAAGACUAUCUUCGACAUUAGUCGUCCUGGUCGGAGGCCACGAUCACGGACAGAUGAGCGCGGCAACCUUCAUCCUUAUGAAGAUCGCAACCUGCGACGGUUUGCACGUCGAGAGGUCAGCAAGUCAAGAUCAAGAUCGAGGUCUCAUUCCUUCACAGGCGGCACGCGUCCUGACCUUCGGGACGAGCAGUCACCUGGGCCAUCCAAUGCGAUCGUAGAUCAGACAUACAACCUCCAGCUUUCCAAUCCCACGCUUCUUCAUCCACCGGCAAGUGGUGGUUUCAAUGUCGCUGCCACACCAGCUUCUGGCGACCAAGACGAGCCUAUUCAGUUGCAUUAUCUUCGUGAGGAGAAACCUCCUGGUUCCGGUGAAGGAAGCGACCCCGAAAUCCUUCUAACCGUUGAAAACAGCGACGAGCUGCCUUCCCUCGAGUUUUCUGACGUCUCUGGCCAAUUUGAUCUGGCUGGAGGCGAAAACCAGUACCAGAACUUUGGUGACAGUGGAUUGUCGUCAGAAGGCCUAGGUGUGAAUGGUCUACCGAUGUCGAAUGAGAAUGCUGAAUAUCCUCAUGCCUCCAGCAACUCUGCCUACAAUUACACCAUCUCUGAUCCGACAAUGCCAGCCUCCGCUGGCUUUGACCAUUUUUCUGUAUUCCAGAACAACAUUACAAUCCCUCCGGAUAUGCUGGAGGAGAAUUCAAUGCUGGAUCAGGGGAUGUUUGACUCCUCGACACAACUUCAACAGACACCCAAUGCGACAAGCACGUCCAACCAAAACAACCUGCCGACUUUCGCCAUUGUGGAUACCGACUCACAGUCAACUACAUUUCUUCCCAUGGCUGAGGAUACGACGCCUUUCCCCGAUUUGGCGACUAUUCCGCCAUCAGACCCAGAAUUUCCUGUAACAGAUGCUGGGCCAUUACAUACGGACGUCAUGCCACUGUUAGACGAGUACACCGCAGCUGUCCGCGCGACGGCUUUACGCUGUUUCACGGAUCAACCCUAUGGUGGCGAUCUUGACGCCAGGCUGGCUGCCGACCUUGAAUAUCCUGGGCAAGUCUUCAGGGCUAGAAUGGCCGUGAUUCUGGACAACUUUGCCAAAUCUCAACAGCGAGCUUUUCAGAGCAUGCGAGAUACGUGCAGCAAGCUUCGACAGAAGAAUGUAUUGUUGGAAGGACUGGUCAAGGAGGGAAGACAAUUCGAGUCUGACGUGUCAAGGCCUCAUCGAGCGUCACUUCCGGUCCAGUCUUCGGCUUACGGCAACAUCUACACAAAUGAUUACUGA